Molecule: messenger RNA, 336 nt
Organism: Aspergillus chevalieri
Lineage: Eukaryota; Fungi; Ascomycota; Eurotiomycetes; Eurotiales; Aspergillaceae
Exons: 1
Coding region: 1-336 (111 amino acids)
Source: RefSeq, a predicted model, not a curated record
AUGACACGUUGCGGCCGGAGAGCUGCUCAGAGGAAGUAUCAAGUGAGAGACAGUCUUAGCAGCCAACUGAAUCAGGCAUACGGAGUCGGAAUUUUCGAGGAGGGUAGUCAGCGGCCGCUUCAUCAGUGUCAGUAUCCGGACAACCCGCAAAAGUUUACUAGUUGUCUUAAGGGCGGUAUUAUGCCGGUGGCUAUGAGGAAAAUUGGUCAGCUCAUGUCUUUGCUUACUGGACGGCUUUGUCAGAAGGAGUUCGACUAUUUGAAGAAGAAGGAAUUAUGGGAGAGCACUAUUUCUCGUUACAUGAAGAAGUACGCUCGGACGUGCAAGAAGAACUGA